Molecule: messenger RNA, 4434 nt
Organism: Mytilus trossulus (common blue mussel)
Lineage: Eukaryota; Metazoa; Mollusca; Bivalvia; Mytilida; Mytilidae
Product: protein FAM91A1-like
Exons: 21
Coding region: 163-2775 (870 amino acids)
Source: RefSeq, a predicted model, not a curated record
GAUUUGCUCAAAGGUUUCAGAUUGUCCAAUUAAAAAGACGGUAUCAAAAAAGUUUCUCUUCCGUCAAUUUAACAACAUGGCAGAAAAAUGGGGGUGUCUAUCAACUUCAGUCAUUUAAUUAUUUAUUAUUGUACAUGAUGACUUGAUUUUUAAACGAUCAAGAUGAAUGUUGACAUUGAAAAUAAUAUUCGCCAAAAUCAUCCAUGGACCAAAUUGCCACCAAAUCUGAAGCAGGUGUUGGGAAAUUCUCAGAGAGAGUAUGACAAAGCCAUUGUUUCCUUUAGUAUAAAGAAUCAGUUGAGAUGGAAAGCAAAUAUUGUAAAGACAAUACGUAAAGAUGAGAAGAGAUAUUACAUGGAUAUGUUACAGUACAGCCAGGAUCACCUGAUGUUAUACCCAUACCAUCUGUCUGACAUAGUCGUCAAAGGACUCAGAGUUACACCAUUUGUAUAUUAUAUUAAUAUGAUGUCUGAUAUCAUGUCACAAGAGAAAAGUUAUGACUCGUUACCAAACUUUACUGCAGCUGAUUGUUUAAGACUUCUAGGAAUCGGUAGAAAUCAGUAUAUUGACUUAAUGAACCAGUGUCGGUCAUCCAAGAAAUUUUUCCGAAAGAAAAAUCCAAAAGAAUUAUUACCUAUCCAACCAAUAGAUACAUUACUGAUUGAUCAUUGGUGGACCAUCUCUACAGGGUAUAUAACAGAAGAAGAUAUCAAGUUAUGUGCACAGACAGAAAAAUUAAUAAUUGACAGCAUCAUAGACAAUGGUACUCAAACUGCUGGAGAAAUUGACUAUGAAGCCUUACAUGCUUUAUAUAGAAAAGGUUAUGUAUAUGUAGACGUACCUAUAGAUGAUGAUGAUUGUAUAAUAGUGCCUCCAUUAGAAGGAUUUGUGAUGAAUAGAGUUUUAGGAGAUUAUUUCGAGACAUUGUUGUACAAAAUAUUUGUAUCUAUUGAUGAACAUACAACUGUGUCUGAGCUGGCCAAUGUUCUCCAGAUUGACCUUGAACUUGUAAAGAAUGCAGUUUCUAUGUACUGUAGACUUGGCUUUGCUAAGAAGAAAGGAGCAGAAUCAAUCAAUUCAGAUGAUGUUCAUCCUUCAUGGACUAGUGUUACACAGGCAUCUAAAAAACCAUCAUCAGAUCAGCUGAUUGUCACAUGGAAGGAAGAAAAAGUAGAACUGAAGGAGUUAGCUGAUACCACAGUACAGGAGGAGAAAAGAGAUGUCAGUGCUCUAGAAAAAGCUAUGGAGGAAGAAAGUGCCACCAGUGGAGGAAGUAAAAGAAUAGCUUUUCUCUUUGACUCUACUCUUACUGCCUUCCUUAUGAUGGGAAAUUUAUCACCAGGAUUAAAGAGCCAUGCUGUUACAAUGUUUGAGGUUGGCAAGUUGAGUGACGAAUCAUUGGAUAGCUUUUUAACAGAACUUGGAAAGGUUGGGUUUGAAGCUGAAGGUGAAGCAAGAAGAUACUUCCAACAUGCCCUGACCUUGAGAGAUACAUUGAAGUUCCUGAGAUACAACAAAGAUCUAAAUAUAGACACAGACAAUGGGAAUGGCCUAGCUGUUGAUUUAAUUAGAUGUGAAAGUUUGUUAGGAUUAGAUCAUGCUACUAGAGCUAGAGUAUUAAACAGAAAUUAUAGUUUGCUAGUAUCAAUGGCUCCACUGAGUUAUGAAAUUAAACCAGUAACCAGUUGUUUACCACAACAUAUAGGCCCUGCUAUAGCUGAGGCAAAUUCUGUGUGGUUUAAGUUAUUCAUGUACAAGUUAACAGGAAAUGGUCCACCUUCUAUGUUACUGGUGAAAGGAACACGUCUUCAGAGAUUACCCAGUAUUUUUCAGGAAUAUGAAAAAUUAUUAGUUACUACAUGGGGUCAUGACCCAGGUGUUAUAGCAGCUUCAAACAUAUUGGUGACACUGAAUGAUGCUCUUACUCACUCUGCUGUUUUAGUUCAGGCACAUGGUUGGCAGUCCAAAGGAAAGGUUGUCAAUAUAUCGUUUCCUUUUAAAAAAGAAGAUGGUGCCUUUUCUAAAGAUAUAAUUCAGAAUCACCCAGCAGUGCAAUGCCUUUGUGAGAAAAUAGACUUACAGCACUCAUGUGGUUAUGUUUCUCUACUCAAUACUGGUCUAAAUUCUAAAGCUGUAUGGAAAGAUGAUUCAGAUGAUGAUGAAUUUUACGAUGAUGUUAGUUAUGAUUUUAGUGUCAAGGGAGACAAUUCCAGUAUUUCAAGUGCAGAUAACUUUUUAAAAAUAGAUGGUGAAAACUCUCCAUCACAUCCAUGUAAUGGUGUAAAGGACCAAGUUUUAGCAGACAUGUUGGCUUCAGAACUGGAUAUGUUAGACUCAGAUUCUUCACAUAAAUCAAAUGACUUAGACGUUAAAAAUGUAAAACAAACAAUGUCAUUAGAUUUGAAAUCAGACACUUGUUCAAAUUCUCGGAAAAAGUCCUGUGAUCAUUUUACUAAACCAGAUGAUUGGGUUUUGUUAGAUUGUUUCUUUGGCAUUCCAUUGUUUGAUCCUAAUCUGAACAAGGAAACAUGUGCCAAGAUUGUCUCAAAUGAAAUUUUUAAGAAUGAAAGCCUAGAAGAAUUACUACAUUCCAACAGAAGGUUAACUUUGAUGUUGUUAGAUUUUAUAGCAGAAUGUCAGGCAGUUUCAGGUGAAGUUGCCCAGGAUUCAUCAACGCCCUCUGGUGGUGAACAUAGUACACCAUACCCUACUAAAAGCCUGUUGUUUGAUAAUGGACAGAUGGACAUUUGGGCAGAGAGAUUUAACAGAAGAUAACAAAAACUGAAAACUAUAGAAAUACUUUCUUAUUAUUAAUUCAGAGCAUGAUUUGUCACAGGCUCAUCUGGUUGUAAAACAUUUAAAAGUUUAGUAGCCUUACCAAGUACAGGGUUGAGUAAAAAUAUGAAAAUUUAAAAUUUAAAGCACAUGUCUUUUAGCGACUGCAUGAUGUGAAUGUUUUCAUAAUUGAAGCUGAUUUGACUACACUGUGUUGUUUUAACCAAAGUCUCCAUAUCUUUGAAGUUGUCACAUGGUAAAAAUAUACUAUUUGCAUUCCAGUUUUUUUGUGGCAAAUAUCAUAUGAUAAAAGACAACUUGUCUUAUUUUGGUGGCAAAAUACACAUUCUUAGGAGAUGGCUCAUAAAACCAAUCCCUUGUUGAUAUGAUGUAAUAUAUUGUACAAUCAUGUGUACUUCUUUUGCUGCUCUGAAAUGCAUGAAAUGCAGAUACAUGAAAAAGGUUAUGAUAUAAAAGGCUUUUAAUAUCUUCUGGCUAUGUUAAUACAAGGUGCUUAAUAUACAUGCACUAGUUAAAAUCCUAGUCAGUCUUGUUUAUUUCAUCAUAUAUUAAUCUGCAUAAUUUCAAAAUGAAAUCCUUAUUGUAAAGGAGAUUGUGAUAAUAUCUGUAUAAUUAAAUGAACAAUGUAGAUUUCUAUUUCAUAAUUUUGGAGACUUGAAGUCCUGUCUUUACCAAACCUCAUAUAAGAACUUGUGAAAGUAAAUCUUGUAUACAUAGAAUAUAUGUUCAUUGAAAAACAAAUUAUGAAAUGCACAAAAAAUAAAUCUAAAUCAUGUCUUUAGUCACAAAAGGUCUCAAUUUAAGCAAAUAUUGCAGUACUUGUAAAUGCUUUCUUUCCUAUCAGCUUGGUUGACAUAUAUCUCAAAGUAUUUUCGUUGUUCCAUAUUUUAACCUUUCAUAAAUGUGUAAGGAAGAAAUUGUGGAUUUGUCUUUUGUAUUCUCACAACAGAAGAAUAAUUAUUGUAUUUAAUGUUCUAUUUAGACUGCAAUUACAUGGGACCACAGAUAAAGUGAUUAAAAUAUCAAAUAGAAUUUAACAAUUUCCAUUUGAUGUAAACAACAAUGUGUUAUAUUACAACUUGAUAUCAAAUUACAUUUUAUUUCAUGAAGACUAUGAUAGGCUUGGCAAAAGCUAGCAGUAAAAUGGAAUCAUUAAAAAUGCAUCUCAUAUUUAAUCAUCAAUUUUACUUGUUUUUACAUUUUGAUGGUUUCAUCAUUUGUUUUUACUGUAAAGAACAUUACAAGAAAGAGUAACUGACAGAUUAUCAUUAUAUUUCAAGCCAAAAUGUCUCAUGAAAACCAAAGUCAUUGUCUAAAACAAGCUAACUGCUUAUAUAUACUCCUAUUUUCACAGAAAAUUACAUAUGUUAAUAUAAAAAAGUAAUCAUGAUUCAGGUUGAAAUACAGUUGUUGAUCAUAUCAAUUGGUAUAAAUACUUUCUCAAUGAGAAUUAUUGUAUAUCCUAUUGAUUGCACAAUUACAUCCCAACAGCAUUCGAUUCAAAAGCAGACAUAACAACAUAUAAAUUAUAUUAAUUAAAUGUUACCAAUCUUACAUGGUAUUUUAUUCUUUGAAAUUGUUAAUUUAUGGAAUUUAAUAUUUUAUGUUAUUUAUCAAAUAAAAAAAUAUAUUUGUUGA